AUGAACAAUUACAUUGCGAAUGCCUCCAUCGCCAGUUCGAAUGACGAAUCGCAGAAGAGCGAAUUGCAAAAGGACACUAGAGAAGACAGCCAAAGCAACAACGAAGACUUCGAGAUGGAGGAAGAGGAACGCAACCAAGAAAUCAACAUCCUGGCAAUUGGGAUAGAAAUUGACGCUUGCCGCAAGAAAGCAGCAGAAAAGUUGAUAAAGGUUUUGGAAAAACCCGAGGCUAAACUUGACGAUAUAAGAAAGGCCCAAGAAGAGGUGGCCAACACCAAAGAGCGUUGGGUGGCUUUCUGUGACGCCCAAGAGAUGAUGUCCAGCCCAUCAGCCGUUGAGGUCUUCAGGGCCAAUAUUGAGAAGAAAGCCGGAAAAUACCGAGACAACAACAAGGCAGACUCCUUCAUUCCCCCCAACCUUCCUGCCUUCCAGCUUCGUGGUGGACCAGUCCGUCAGACCAACAAGGCGCUCCGGGCACACAACCUGGAUUUUGAUCAGCACUGGGAAUGCUUGUUCUGGCUUACCUGUGACGAGAGACAACACGUCUCAUUUGAGAAGACAAGGGCCGGAAGAGGUUUGAAGUGGAAGGAGGUACGCCAGCAGCUAGAAAGCGAGCACGGUAACCCGUACCACCUGUGGAUCAAGAAGCAUGAAGUCCACUGCAUGCUGCAAAAGCCAGGAGAGCUCGUCAGAGCAUACGCGGAAAGAUUCCUGGACAGCGUUCAUGCCGCCAACCUCGACAGUAGCGACGAGCUUGUAUGGCUCUUCACCUCCAAGCUGUUGAGACCUGUAAGAGAGAAAGCGUGGCAAACACUUACGCAGCACUACGGCUUGGUUGUUUCCAAGAACAUACACCAAGUCAUACCGUUGAUUGUGGCCACUAGUGGUGAGGAGACAGACUCCCUGUUCCAAGAGGAACGGACCACAAGUGGUACCAAGAGAUACCAAGAAGACAAUCACGAGUACACCCGCAGCAAGAGAGGACGCGGUGAAUUCCGUAGAGAACGACGUGGAAACAAUCACAACAACGGAGGAUCCUGCCCUUUGCAUCCCAAGGGCAGACACAGCAAAGACGAAUGCCACAUACUCAAGAGUAUUACGAGCACGGAGAAUAAGACCUUCACACCACCAGCACCAAGACCAGCACCCCUCUGCCGUUACUGUCAUAAAGUUCCGUACUUCAACGGGCACAAAUGCCCUGAGUUUCAGUUGGCCAAAGCCAAAAAGCCGGUAUUUGCAAACCACAGCACAAGAACAGUCAACAGUGAAGAUACGCUGAAUAGUAGAAUUGAGCUGGACCUGAGCCAACUCAAUCUACAAGCACAAGGUAAACACCUUAACAUUCACCACCUCACUGCACCGCCACAUAACGACGGCUCACUCUAUGUUCCUAUAAUUGUUCAGAGUAGCCGGGUGUGGGCACUGGUGGACUCCAGAGCAAACACUUCUUUCAUUUCUCCAGACCUUGUCUCCUCUCUCUCUCUACCUAUCACUAAAUGUAGUUCAAAAAAGCAGCACAUUUAUUUAGCGUCAGAGAAUAGCUUAGCGGAACAUUUAGGCACUGUUGAGAACCUUUCAUUAUCUUAUAUGAGUCGUAAACUGAAUCACAACUUCGUAGUAAUGAGUUUAGCCUUAGGCACACAGAUGAGCAUUGGCACAGACUUAAUGCCCAGACUGGGCAUGGCAAUUACAAACUUAGCAACUACUUGGGACGAUCAAAAAAGCGAUUCAUUGAGAGAAAACACUCCAGAUGAUAUGCCAGAACCUAAUAAAUCUCCUGCUGGCACAUCUGAGGAGCAAAAACAGUUUAUGGAAGCUAUAGAACAAUCUAUCAGAUCCAACAAACUUAUUCCUAAAACAUCAUUUUGCACUAUACCAGAAUCUAUCAUCCAUAUCGACACACCAGAAGGCGUAACUUCCUACAGAAGACAAUACCCUUUACCGGUAGUAUAUGAGCCUAGAAUCCAAGAGACUGUAAACACUUGGCUAGCAGAUGUACCAUCACUCACAGAGGAUGAGCUACAAAAGCGUAUAAAAACAAUGGCAGACGUUGUGUUUCCCGCAAUCGCUGAAAGAGCAAAAGCAGUAACAAAUGCACAAAAGGGCAAGUUUGAUAAGAAAUACAGGAUGAUACAAUUCCCUCCUAAUAGCCAAGACAAACUCGUCUCACUAGAUGAAGUCCAGAAAAUUGGCAAAGAAUACUUUACAGUCAGAGCAGUAGUAGCUCAUAGAGAACUGGCUAAAGGAAAAUACGAGUACAGAGUAAGAUGGGAAGGCUACGAAGAAAAAGACGAUACAUGGCAAACGCCUGAGUCCUUUAGCAGCCCUAAACCUAUUGCGGAUUAUUGGGAUCGACUUGCAAACGCCGCACUACGCAGCCCACACCUACACGCCGAAGCAAACGCUCAAGAUGCUAACGCUCAAUACGCUUACGUACAACACGAUAACGUUCACAAUGCUAAUGCCCGAUGCUAUGCCCAAGAAGCUAACAUGGUCCCUUCAGUCUAA
Molecule: messenger RNA, 2508 nt
Organism: Phycomyces blakesleeanus NRRL 1555(-)
Lineage: Eukaryota; Fungi; Mucoromycota; Mucoromycetes; Mucorales; Phycomycetaceae
Exons: 5
Coding region: 1-2508 (835 amino acids)
Source: RefSeq, a predicted model, not a curated record